AUGAGGCUGCCAGCUGCUCUUUGGUUGGCGCUUGGCCUUCUAGGUGCAGCGGAGGAAGCUAUCCCUGACAAAGUUGGCGUGGAGGUUCGCCUGGCCAAGAAGGAGAGAUCGGCGCUGAAGCAGCUAGAAUGCAGCAUGUGCAAGGCAAUCAUCAGCGAGAUGCAUUUGGAGGUCGCACGGCACGGCAUGACGAGCAAAGGUGCCGGCUCAGAGGAGCAGGUCUGGGAGACAUCAAAUGCGAUGUGCCUGGCGUUGCUGCAGAAGUACCGCCUGAGCUUAGACGACACGCCCAGUCUGGACCAGAAAGACGGCGACGAUGAUGAACUGGCGAUGGCGCGAUCUGCUGAAGCUGGCAAGCAGCACGACUUCAUGCGUGCCAUGCUGGUACUAAAAAUGGGCUGCCAGCAGUGGCUGGAAGACCACGGCGGUGACACAUCCGGGUUUGUCUACAAAUCAGUCAAGGACGGAUCUCAGUCAGCAGCCGGUGCAGCCUUGGAAUUCUGCACCAGGUCGCAGCUGUGCGGCAAAUCCAAGGACAGGAAGAAGAAGGAAGAAGCCAAGGAGAAGGAGCGCUUGAAACAGCGUGCAAAGAUGGCGCAGGAAGAGGCGAAAGAGGAGGCGAAGCGGAUGAAAGAGGAUCCCUUGAGCUCUCUGCCAGAGGAUUCCAAGUUUGGUAUUCAACGAAUGCUGGAGAUGGCUCGCGAUGAUCCGUUCCAUUACAUGGAUGACGAGGCAAAGUUGCGGGUCCAGAAAGCUCGGACUGACUUGAGGUGUGGGGUAUGCCGAAGAGUUCUGCAGGAGUCAUUCGACGUGGUAAGCUCCAAGCCGAGGAGCAUGCAAAGCGAGCAUGACAUACUCGCAGUGCUGGAGCGGAUGUGCGAGGGCGGGCCAGACCUCUCCAUUCCAAGCUAUUUCGGAGUGGAUCCGCCACCUCUGCCUCCUGACUGGACAGACCGCUGGAGGCCCAAGCUGGACAAAGCCGGGCGCUAUUCCUUGAGGCCCUGGCCAAAGAAGGGCAAGAAGGCGCGCCAGGCCUGGCGGAAGCAGUCCGCGGAUGGGAAGCAAACACCGCCGACAGCUGACGAAAGCGAGCAGGACAUGAUGUUGACCUGGACGUGCAAGGAUGUCUUGGAGCCAGAGCGCUUCUCCGAGAUCCUCUUCCAGCACAUGAGCUCAUGCCAGGUGCCAGGUUGCACGCCCGCAACGUCAGCAGCGGCUGAGGUGUGCUAUGAUGCGAGCGGCCCAUGCCAAUUUGAAGCGCGCGAAGAGUUGUAG
This is a messenger RNA of Effrenium voratum, 1275 nucleotides long. NCBI's taxonomy places the organism in Eukaryota, Dinophyceae, Suessiales, Symbiodiniaceae. The record is from the annotation of a GenBank genome assembly.